Lobosporangium transversale is the source of this 2096-nucleotide messenger RNA. RefSeq lists its product as hypothetical. The transcript has a single exon. NCBI's taxonomy places the organism in Eukaryota, Fungi, Mortierellomycota, Mortierellomycetes, Mortierellales, Mortierellaceae. Bases 161 to 1972 code for a protein of 603 amino acids. The record is from RefSeq and is a predicted model, not a curated record.
AAUAAGGAAGACGUAUUGAACGCAUGGGCUGCGUCGGGCGAGUGCACCAUUAAAAUUAGCUUUACUGCUACAGGCUUCUUGAGUGGUCCACAGCUGUCUCCCGCUUCACUUCAUCACUCUUGUCAUCUCCAUUCACAGAAGCAGCUUCCCUCCCCUCUCCAUGUCGGAAAUAGUCGCAACAAAAACAAGUCAUCAGAAACGACUCAAGUACGGCAUCAUAGCCGUUAUCGGCGUUCUUGGAUCUGCUCGGCUGUUUUACUAUUUCGGUUGGUCAAGUAGUUAUAGUGCUGAGACCGCUCAGUCACCACUUAACACCAUCACCCGAGAUUAUCCGCUCGAUCCUGCAGAAACGGACCGUGCCUGCAUGUUGCUGGACCGACCCUUCAAUUCAGCUACACAACCGGAUUUUACAAAGAGCCCUAUCAGACAAUGGACAGAGUGUCGAUCACUCAAGACCAUCCCAGGAUGGAGUGUACAACAUUGCACUGUCCCUGGGAGCACUACUAUAAUCCAGGAAGAGGACGAGGCCAGGGAGGAUGAGAAGGAGCAACCUACAUCCGCUCAGUGUUACCCUGGAGGAUACUUUCGAAUUCAACGAUUACAGGCGAGAAUCGGGGACACUUUACUUGAGACCGAGGCGUGCCAACCUAAGCCCAACACAGUUUUAGCAAAGGACCCCACCACAAAUUUAUAUACAUCCAGAUAUUUGGGCCCAGAUACCUUCCGUAUCGUCCUUAUUGGACCUGAGCGGAUCUCGCUGUUGCAACAGCAGCCUCUAGGAGGUUGCACAUAUGCAAUUCCAUAUCUUAUUAGUCGACCUGGACGAUUCUGGGUCCAAAAGAUUUUGCAUACCUACCAAGGAUAUGACGCAUUGAACGAGAACAUGUCGAGCCAAUGGACACCAGAAUACUUGAAUACGGACUUGAUUGCAGAAGAAACUCGACAGAGUCAGCGAUUCUAUCAAUUUAAUGUUUGUUCACAUUGCGUUGCUUGGGUGGCCAUUGAUGAAGCAGAAGGUUUGGGAGGGACACAGGAUAUUUGCUCAAAUACCCCAAGCACACAAUCACGACAGUACGGAAUCUACAGUGCCAGAUUGCCAAUUGAAUCGCUAUGGCAGGCUGUGAGUCACCCAUAUGAAUGGAUCCCUGCCCGACCACGAUGCCGAUUCUAUCCUGCUCAGACAGCAUUUGAGCCUGUGGACGAGUCAGACAGCGAAGAAGUCAAGGCAGAGAAGGAAGAAGCAGCUAAAUGUUUGCAAUUGAAACGAUCCAUCUAUUUCGUUGGUGAUUCUCAUGUCAGGGUCUUAUUCAGUGGACUAAUGCAGAGGCUCCAAGGACGAUCUGGCAAGCUGGAUGCUCCUAUCCAAGACCGCAAGAGCCACGUGUUGAAAAUCGGCAACAUUGUCGCAAGGAGUGACUUUGAUCCUUCGCUUAAUGAAACCUUGGCUCGGAUCCGAUAUAGUGCUAAUGGACAAGAGGAUGACAAGGUGAAUGUGCCUGACCUAGCUGUACUGAAUGAAAUGGACACAGUCGUUGUUGGAUUUGGUUCAUUUGCUGGGCAUUGGACUACAGCGCAGUUUAUAGAACGAAUCAAGGCCAUUUUGGAUGGCCUGGUCGAACUCCGAAAAAUGAGACAAGCAGUUAAAGCUGGUGCCCCACAGGACAAGAUGAGCAGUCUUAAGGUCAUCUGGAUGGGUCUGCCUGCUUGGACAGAUAACACAGCAGCCGACCAAAGAGACAUUGCGGGCUGGAAGACCAAUCAUCGAAUUUUGUAUUGGAACAAGCUUGUGGAUGGCAUGAUUGACAAUAUCAAUGCUCAAGUGGGAGGACACGGCAUGAUCGAUCGUUUAUCAACAUUUGAAAUCACAGUACCCUUUAAGAACAUCACGCAAGAUCAUCUACAUUUUACUACAGAAACCCCCGUCGAUAGUUUGUCCGCCGAGCUUAUCCACAAGCUUGUUUUGUGUUCAUAAGAGAGAGAAGACAUGACAUGACAUGACAUGACAAGGGCAAUGCGUUGAACUGAAUUCUACUUUCAUCUCGGGCUGUUUGCUUCUUCUGUAAAUUAACAAUAAAUUUAUACAAGCCAAAUGAGAA